This is a messenger RNA of Helicoverpa zea (corn earworm), 749 nucleotides long. RefSeq lists its product as uncharacterized. NCBI's taxonomy places the organism in Eukaryota, Metazoa, Arthropoda, Insecta, Lepidoptera, Noctuidae. The record is from RefSeq and is a predicted model, not a curated record. Bases 411 to 749 code for a protein of 112 amino acids. The transcript has 3 exons. Gene Ontology annotation, molecular function: protein binding.
CCCAACUAAAACUAUUUUUUUAACGAAUAGUUGCUGUUUUUCAAGUCUGCUAUAUUAGUUUGUUACCAGCUAAAUAGUAUUGUUGAGAUUUGUUUUGCAAAGUUACUAAAAAUAAACAAAAAAUUUGGCUGUGAUCAACUAAUAUUGAUUAUGUUGGUUUUAGAAUAUUUUUGGUUAUCAAUAAUACAGCAAUAUAAUAGGUGGUGAAUAAAGUUAUGCUGCGCAUAACAAAACGUUUUGGUUGCAUCAAACACGGUCACGGAAGUAACCUGUAGAAACCUGUUCUUCUCGUGUUGCGUUGCGAGUAGGUACUUGCGAGGCGAGUGUAGGUCUAGGUAGUGGAUGUGUGUCUGUUGUGCAAUGUGCAUCGUCUAUGGCGAGCGGGAAAGCCGGCGUUUUCGAUUUUAUGCAUGAAUCAUAUAUCAUCAAGCAACGUCAAGAAGAUUUCAAGAAUGGAGCCGCCGCCGGUAGACGAGGCGGCAGAGAAAACGAUCUCGGACUAUCUGCGGUCUUGGGGAUUGGAAACUUACAUUCCAAAAUUUUUGGAAGAAUCCAUUGAUGUGGAGACUCUCCAAAUGUUGUCAGAGGCUGACUUGAAAGACUUAGUGCCAAUUAUUGGACACCGGGCUAAGCUGACGACACAAAUCAAACUUUUGACCAAUAUAAUGUCAAAUGCUUUUGAGAACACUUGUACUAAUACUACUCCGGACUCAAACAACCAAAUAAUGCUAAUAAAUCGCGAACAAUAA